GUCAUUGCGUCAAUCGAUACAGCGCGUACACGCAUUGCGGCACGGGUGCGCGCACGUCGCUGUCACUCAGAGUUGGUUGGUUGUAGGAAAUGCGGACACGGCGAGAUGUCAGCAGGGCCGUGUUUAUCUCUUUCAGCCAGGGAUGAUACCCGUUUGACAUUUCGGAUGGUUUCCUGACUUUUUCCUGAACGCAACGCACAAGUGUAUUCAAUGCCAACAGUGAUACGGAUCUGUUCGCGAGCGGAUGAGUGGGGACCAGGUACGGAGCGGCAGUGUUUAGCUAACAGAGUUAGCCCAGCAGCACACUCAGACCCCCAGCCGUACUUCAGGCGUUAUCAUUAGGACUCUUCUACCGGCCCAGCGGCUUACCAGCGCCCUGCCUCGCUCGCGCCCUUAAGUUACAUCCGUUCAGCGGCGGGGGGGCGGUCACGGUAACCGGAGCAGACAGAAGCCCCCCCCCCCGGGACGGACAGAGCCCACAGCUGCGGUUGUAUCAGUGAGGAGCAGCUAUGGCUGAAAUCACCGCCCUCACUCCCUCCCCUCCCAGUAUGACUGACCCUUCAGUCCCUGCUCCCUCCAGCCCACAGCCUCUCCCCUCAGAAACUCCCAUCCCAAAAUCAUCUCUCUAUGGGGACCGAGCCGUGAUGGGAAACCCAACAUUACAGGCAAGUGGAAAAAUCUCCUCUUCUUGGGAGAGCACACCGGGCAAAAACAGUGGUGCUCUCUCUUCAACAGCAGCAGAGAGCGCUGCUGGUCCUCCUGAAGAGGUACUAGCUGCUCCAGAUGGAGAGAGAAAUGGGAAAAAUGAUUUAAUCGACCAAACGGAGCGACACACUGAAGCACAGGAGCAACAGAUGCCAUCAUCACCUGAACUUAAUCCCGGUCCUAAUCUCUAUCCCGACGUUCAAGUCAGCCAGACUUCCAGUCCUGUUCCCCCCGUGGACUUUCCUCCUGAGUUUACACCUCCUCUUCCCGUUUCCAAUCCAGCCCCCUCUUCACAAGACUCCAGGCAAACAGAAGCACAAACAGUCCCCCAGCCUGAGUCCGCCCAGAACCCCGAACCCAACACUGCCCAGAUGACCCCUGAGCCCCCCCGCACACCCUCCAAGACUGAGCCCCCAGCCGUACUGGUGCAGGAGUCCACUGGGUCAGUGGUUCUGCCCUAUGCUUACUCACGACCAGCCCCGGACACGCUCAGCUACCUGGAGUCAGCCAGCCUAAUGUCGGGCACGCUGGAGUCUCUGUCGGGGCUCGGCGAUGACUGCAGCUCUCUGGGAUCAGACUCGGAGAUCAACGGUCCAGUGAGGCGUACUGAUAAAUAUGGCUUCCUGGGAGGAGCACAGUAUAGUGAGAGCAGUGAGGCGGAGAUCGCUGUGGCCGUGGCGAGGCAGAGAGAGAUGAAAUGGUUGGACAUGUUCAGAAACUGGGACAAAUGGAUAUCUCGACGCUUUCAAAAGGUGAAAAUGCGCUGCAGGAAAGGAAUCCCCUGCUCGCUCAGAUCUAAAGCCUGGCAGCUGCUCUCCAACAGCCAGGAGCUCCUCGACUCCAAUCCUGGAAAGUUUGAGGAGUUAGAGCAAGAGCAGGGAGAUCCGAAGUGGUUGGACAUCAUAGAGAAGGACUUGCACAGGCAGUUCCCAUUCCACGAGAUGUUUGCUGCUCGGGGAGGACAUGGGCAGCAGGACCUGUACCGUAUACUGAAGGCCUACACAGUCUAUCGGCCAGAUGAGGGCUACUGUCAGGCUCAGGCUCCAGUGGCAGCAGUGCUGCUCAUGCACAUGCCUGCUGAGCAAGCCUUCUGGUGUCUUGUGCAAAUCUGUGAGAAAUACUUGCCUGGCUACUACAGUGCUGGGUUGGAAGCUAUUCAGCUGGACGGAGAGAUUUUUUUCUCUCUUUUGAGGAGAGUUUGUCCCAUGGCUUACCGUCACCUGAAGAAAUUUAAGAUCGACCCCAUCUUGUACAUGACAGAGUGGUUUAUGUGCAUUUUCUCCCGUACACUGCCUUGGUCUUGUGUCCUGCAUGUCUGGGACAUGUUCUUCUGUGAAGGAGUGAAGAUUGUGUUCAGGGUGGGUCUGGUGCUACUCAAGCAGAUGUUGGGGUCUGUGGAUAAGCUCCGUGAGCUGCAGGGCAUGUACGAGACCAUGGAGCGACUGAGGAACAUCCCACCUGAAUGUAUCAGGGAGGACGUUCUGGUGCAAGAGGUGGUCUCUCUGUCUGUGACGGAGGCCCUCAUUGAGAGGGAGUGCAGUGUUCAGGUCCGCAAGUGGCGGGUAUCUCGUGGAGUGUUGACUCACCAACCGAGUCGCCGUUUGCAUGGAACACGGGCCAUCUUUGAGCAGAAACACCGGGCUGCUGCAAUCAGUUCUGGUGGCAGCAUGUCAUUCCUGGGCAGUCACAUCCCUCCCCCUGGACCCUUACGUGCGUCAUCAAGCCUCCUGUCACUUGCUGGUCUUAGAAAGUCCAAGACGCCAUUCCUCUUGCAAAACAAGAAGGGCUCCACUUCUGGUAGCUUGAGCCAGGAUAUCGUCCCACUGCAGCCCCUUGGGGGCGGCACCAGUGCAGUGGCCUCAAAACCUCCUGUGCCAUCUGCCUCUAACACUGGAGCCGGUGGGCGGCCACCAGUGCCGCAUGGGCCCAGUCCGCUAGCUACAACAUCAUCUACUACCACGCCACCGGCUCCAACUGCACACGCGUCCAGUGCACAUAUGCUCCAGCCGUCACCUAAAGUCGUCUCUGAACACAUCACCCCCACAAUCCCAUCGCCCACCGCAAACAACGCCCCAUUACCACCUUGCCCAGAAACCGCAAAACCGGCAGUGGAGGAAGAUGGGAAAAAGAAAAAGAAAACCAAGGAGGACAAGAAGCGAGAGAAAGAGGAGGAGAGGCAAAAAUCACGGGAGAAGAAAGAGAAGGAGAAAACCGAGAAAGAAAGGAUGAAGAAGGAGAAGGAGAAAGCCGAGAAAGAGAAGAAAAAGGAGAAGGGGGGUAAGAAAAAAGACAAAGGGGGAGGAGCAGAGACUGAAGAGAACGGAGCUGCAGCAGCAAAAGAUUUGGACUAAUUCCUGCCCCGUCGUUCACUCAGCAAGAGGAAAGGCAUGAGAAUGGUGGAAAAAAGAGGACAAGGAAUCAAAACAGCUGAAGACUGGUGUAAAGAGUGAGUGAAGGGGGAAUGUCCAUUUCAUCUCAAGUACUGUUUUCACAAGGAUAACUGGAUCACGGCAUCUGCCCCGCGUCUCUUAUCAUCUCGUCUGCACUGUGCUUUCACCCAAUGCCGAAACAGGAAGCAUUUAUUACUUAGCCUUUUUUUUUUUUUGCUUUUUGGAAGAUGGAUAUCUGAUGGAUGAGAUCAGCUAUAUAAUUAGUAGUCAAUUCUGUUGUACUGAGUGCCAUGGUGUACAUAGACCUCUAGCGCCAUCUGUGCCAGUCCAGCCCCACAAUCCCCCUCUGUCCAUCACCCAAAAGCUGCCUCAACCAGAAUACCUGAAUAAAACUGUUCUGUGGCGAGAAAAGCAUGGCGGUGAUAAUAACUUAUCCCUGAGUGUUCUGGAGGACCUAUUUAUUCAUUGUACUGUUGAUUGUUAGUGUGUGUGUUUGUUUGUUCCUGUAUGUCUGUGCCUUGGCAGUGUAGUGAAGGUCUCGUCUUUCUUCUCUCUUUUCAGUCUCUCAAAGGAGCUCGUUCUUACAGUCGCACUCUUGUAAGAUGAAUUAAUAAGUGUUAGGGGGAGUGGAGGAGCUAAGAUGAACCAGGGGGGGAUAGGUACGUUUUCCUUUAAAACAGUGGAAAGAGCAACUUUUAACUAUCCAUUUAUAAAAAAUUGAAUAUCCAAGUUACCAUAAUUACUAAAAGGAAAUUAAAACUGUUCAUGAUUAGUGAAGUCUAUCUCUACUCAGAGACACUCAGUCCAUCAUUACAUCAGCCUCACCAAAAAUUUCCUUUUGACGCCGAAGAGCUUAUUUGAUGUUUUUCUAUCUUCUCUUUCAAAUAAAUUGCAUCACAUAAACUGCAGUAAGCGUUAAAUUCUGCCAGGCGUGUCAGUCACUCCAGUUAUCUGUGUGGUUUGAUGUUAAUUAUCUUGAUGUUAAUAUGGAUGUAGAGUUCAGACUAGGAUUUUAAUAAAUUUAUGCACUGAGACCUGUUGAUUUUCACCACUAACCUUGAUCGGUUCGUUAAUGUAGGGCACUUGCUAAUCCAGCUCACAUAACUCCUUGAGUCUGCGCCUUGGAUGGGAAGGGUUUGGUGCAGCACUGUAGCAUUAACCUUUGACCUUUGAAGCUCUUGGCUUCAGGCUGUAAUAUUUUGACUAUUAAUUGAAUUGGAUGAAAACAUAUACUAUCUAUUACAGCUACUAUUAGUCUUGUUUUGAGUUAGAUUUUUUAUUUUUCUAUGCAAGUAUGCAGAGGUCUGGUAGACUGGAAUAGCAGUGAGCUUGGUUUUAGGAGAGCGAUGCAUUUAAUCACAGGAUUUCUUUUUCAUUUAUUUUUAAGCGCUGAAAAUUAUUUUUGCACAUUUUUCUCCCAACAUCCUGGAGAACAGAAACAAGCAGUUAUUUAUUUUAGACAUGUUAUAAUCACUAGCUUGUCUAAUAUUACUGCAGUAUUCGUGUUAUGGGAGAUGGUGAUUUCAUACUGAUUAUUAUUUCAUUCUGAACUUUUAUUAUUAUUAUGUCCCAUUGAAGGGGGAAGUGAUCCCAAAGAGUUGGGAGAGAAAAGGAAAAUGUGUGCUAGGCAUUUUUGUGUUAAUUAAACAUGUAAAAUACAAUCCUUAACCAAAGCUUCACUCAAACAGUGUUACUCUUGAUGUGAAGUGAACUCCAACGUAAUCCACUGACCCCUCAGUAUUUAGAAUUAUUGUGAUACAUUCACCAGGUGACUGGACCAUACUUACUAAACUCCUACUUAUAUAUAGUAUUUUCUGUCAAGACAGAAGAGACCUGACGUGGUUUCUAGGUUGCAAUAUAGUAGCCAGAAACUCUGUCAAUGUUUUAAUGGUGUCUCCUGUGUUUACUGGACUUGUUCAGUCUCAACUGCAGGGGGUCAAACCACCGCCUCACCUGUCAGUGGUGCCCUUACGGACCUCAGUGGUCGUUGCUUCCUCUAAAGGCACCACUGUUCAAAUGGAAAGCAAGCAAAUUAUGUCUAUGCAAAUGUUAUGUUCCUAUCUCUCUGCACAAUGUAGAUGUUGACAUUUAUGUUGUGGCCAGCAGGGGGCUCAGACUACCUUCACUGUUGACAGCAGCACUGGAAAUGUUGAAGGAAAGGUGGAGUGGAUGUUUUAUUAUCCUGAAGAAUUGCUCUAAGUUCCAAGCACUAGCAUAAACCUGGUUUUGUGCCUGUCAGGCCACCUUCACUAACACCAUCUUGUCUGUAUUGCCAACCAAGGGUACGACAGGUGGACUUGAAAUGGUUUGGAUGCUGUGCUCACCAAUAAUUAAUGCAAGGCCAUCCAGUGUUGGUUUACUAACACUCUUGAGACAGCUGGGACUGGGUCUAAAGUAGUUUGAUUUGUGUUAUGGAUUUAUGCAUUGGUGAAUAUGACCCAAUGUGUGUUGUAGGAUUGUUGUACAAAUAAUUUUAAAUCAUUUUACUUUUCAUUUUAAUGUAUUUAGGUUAGUUCUCUCAUCCUGUCUUUUGUAUGUCUCAUGCUUGUUUUUGUGUUUACAUGAAACCAUUUACAGUUGAGAAUGAAAUAAAUUCAUAGAUGAAGACAGUUGUUCUAAAACUGCAGAGGAGGAAGUUCACAGUGUAUUUAAUAAUUACAGUUGUGAAGAAUAAUAAAUCGUAAUAUAUUAAAAUCUCCCUCGAGAGUGUGUUUCUUUCUGUUAAUGUAAUGAGUUAUGUUAAGUGGCAUGGAACUAUUGUGAUACAGCGAAUUAGUCACCUUACGAAGAAAUUGUGAGGUUUCGUGAUUCAUGCGUCAUGUGCUUGGAUACACAUCCAAAGGGUUUUUUUCCCCCUCAGGUAACUAAAGGGUGUUGGGUGCUGUUUAAUCGAAAACCUUAUGUAUGUAUUUAUUUAUUUUUUAUGAGAAAUUCCUUAUGAAUGUUAACCUUAUGUGGAAAUGUGCCUAAAGCCUUUUUUUUUUGCUAGUAUGACACUGACUCCAAGCGCAUGCACAGAGACUACAAGGUAUGGCACAAUUUGUUUCGGCCAAAUGAGGGUAACGUUAAGCGAUAAACAAGACAAGGUGGUUUUAUUUUGCUUUGUUUUCUGAUUGAUUGUGCAUUACAACCCUUAACCAAUAAAUAAAUAUGCUUGAGAACUGUAAUAAAAUAAAUUAGUUAUAUUAAAGACCUUUAAUAUCUACAUCAACUUGUAGUUUGGGCUCUUAGUUUUUAAUUUAAAAAGGUUUAAAUCUAAUUGUACUGGUUUAAGUGUUAUAUCAGAAAUUAACAGUUUUAAACAAAAGCUUUUCUGUUGAAAUUUGAACAUUUUUCUCUAUUAAUAAUUAGAAAACGAGCUAUUGAUGCUGAAAAUAUUAAAAACCUCUUGGAACGAUGUGAAGGUGAUAGUGACGGAGGAGCGUAGCUGUGCUAUUAUUGCAGUUUGUAGUACUGUCAUUGUCCAGCAGACAGCGUUAUCAUGCUCUCAGUAUGUUCUCAUACUGCUGGUCACCCUUGUGAUUUACUGCAUCAUAGACCUGCAGUCUUAUGUAAUCUUCCAUAACUUAUAUUACCGUCUCUGUGCUCUGUAAUCAAUUACAGAUGAUACAGUUUUAUCCCGCCUAUCACACAUAGCCAGCAGACACAGCAUUACAAAAAGAUGUUUUAUUCACAGUUUGUGUCUUUUUAUUGGUUACAGAAGAGUUUCUGACAGAGCAAAGCAGGCCCAGAUGCAGAAAGCAAAAGGGUAGAUUACAAAAAAAAAAAAACAUGGACAGAGAAAUAGCAAAGAGGAGGGGAGAGAGGGAGUGAAGAGGAUAUGUUUUCUUUCCUCUGCAGUCCCGAUUCUCUUCUCUUCCAUGGACGGUCUGUCUCUCUCACUCUCUCCGUGAUGAGUUUGGCCUCACUUUUAGAAGGCCAAGCUCUCUUGGUACAAAACCCUCAUUUUGUCUUUCUUUUUAGUCAACUGUCAAGCGAAAGAAACAAAAAUGAUGACUGGUUUCUCUAUUAUAGAGUAAGAUCACUUCAUCUUGCCUCUUUUUCCCUCAGAAUGAGCACUCUUCCACAUUUAUCUAGAGAGAGAUUUCAGCCAAAAGCUAUAGAUGUCUUCAACCCUCAAGACAGCAGUAGAAGAUGCUGCAGCGUUCAUGCAUGAGAGGUGGUCGUGGGUAAUGAGUGAGAAACAGAGAGAAAGAGAGAGUAUGUGAGAGAUACAGUAAUGAUGUUCAUUUUAUUGAAAACAAUCCCAUAUCCCCACUUGACAGACACCGUGGUCAUGAGCCUCUCCGCCCUCCCAAUUCAGCCUCAGCGAGACAAGUCUUUGGAGAGAUGGAGAGAGUAAGUGCUUGAGAGUAACAAAGAUGAUGGAAAGGAAGAAAGGGAGGAAGGAACACAAAGUAAGAAAAGGAGGACAGAGAACAGACUGGGAGAGUUAA
Cyprinus carpio (common carp) is the source of this 7531-nucleotide messenger RNA. RefSeq lists its product as uncharacterized. The record is from RefSeq and is a predicted model, not a curated record. Lineage: Eukaryota; Metazoa; Chordata; Actinopteri; Cypriniformes; Cyprinidae.